Messenger RNA from Carcharodon carcharias (great white shark), 2927 nucleotides. RefSeq names its product guanine deaminase (gene gda). Gene Ontology annotation, molecular function: zinc ion binding; guanine deaminase activity. Gene Ontology annotation, biological process: guanine catabolic process. Gene Ontology annotation, cellular component: cytosol. The transcript has 14 exons. The record is from RefSeq and is a predicted model, not a curated record. The coding region runs from base 108 to 1469 and encodes 453 amino acids. NCBI's taxonomy places the organism in Eukaryota, Metazoa, Chordata, Chondrichthyes, Lamniformes, Lamnidae.
GACCAGGGUGAAGGAACAAAGUGAAGUAGUACUUUGACGCGUCCUCCCUUGCACUCCAGAGUGAACUAGCGCUUCAGCGCUGCGGAAGACGCCUGCCUGUGGAAACCAUGACUACCAAAGCCCCUUGUUCACCAGGCGACAGUCUCCAAGUUUUCAAGGGGACUUUGCUCCACUCCACUGACACUUCCCCAUUGGAAACUCUGGACCAUCGUAUCCUGGGAGUGAACGGGAUGGGGAAGAUUGUUUUCAUUGAGACUGUUGAUAAAGAAAAUGAGUUGUCCCAAAAAUGGCAUUUCAAGAAAGAGGACAUCAGAGUGCUUCGACCAAGGGAGGAAUUCUUUAUUCCAGGACUGAUCGACACACAUAUCCAUGCAUCCCAAUAUCCAAACAUGGGAUCUUGCCUGGAUCUACCACUUCUCGAUUGGUUGAUCAAAUAUACAUUUCCUGUUGAAGCCAAAUUCAAAGACCUGAAGUUUGCAGAGGAUACCUACACUAAAGUAGUGAAAAGAACUCUAAGGAAUGGCACUACCACUGCAUGUUAUUUUGCAACCAUUCACACAGAUUCAUCUUUAAAGCUUUGCGACAUUGUAGAUAAAUUGGGCCAACGUGCUUUUGUAGGUAAAGUUUGUAUGGACCUUAAUGAGCUGUUUCCUGAGUAUAAAGAAAUAUUGUGCGAAUCUUUGAGUGAAACUGCAAGAUUUGUUGCUGAACUGGCCUAUCGGAAGUACCCUCUGGUGAACCCCAUUGUGACUCCUCGUUUUGUGCCUAGCUGCUCCUCGAAAUUAUUGCAGCAACUGGGGUCAUUUGCCAAACGCAACAACUUGCACAUUCAGAGUCACGUGAGUGAGUCUUGCAAAGAGGUGGAGGUUGUGAAGGGAAUGUUUCCAAACUACAAGGAUUAUUCCGAUGUUUACGACAAACAUAGCCUCCUGACUGAUAAGACAAUCAUGGCACAUGGAGUGCACCUCUCUGACGAUGAGCUGGAACGCUUCCAUAGAAAAGGAGUGGCCAUUUCACACUGUCCAAAUUCAAACACCUCACUUUGCAGUGGCUUAUUUGAUGCCCGAAAUGCUUUGAAUCAUAAAGUAAACAUAGGACUAGGAACUGAUGUUUCAGGUGGCUACUCUCCUUCUGUGCUUAACGCUGUGCGAGGUGCAAUUGAUGUAACCAAAAUUCUGAGCUUAAAAUUUUCCGAUUACGAAAAGCUUACAUACCAGGAGGCAUUUAGACUUGCCACCCUUGGUGGCAGUAAAGCUUUGGGUCUUGAUAAACUGACCGGAAACUUUGAGGUGGGGAAGGAUUUUGAUGCCAUUCUUGUCAACACCAAUGUCCCAUUUGGUCCUUUUGAAGUGUUCCCCGACGACACUCAGCAGGAUAUUUUCCAGAAGUUCUUGUUCUUAGGAGAUGACCGGAACAUGGUUGAAGUAUAUGUUGCUGGCAAGAAAGUAGUACCUUUCCAGGAAUCCUAGAAUAAUAAUGGCAUUGGGAUCUGUUGCAGCAAGGCACAUUUAAUGCAUAUUAUUUUCAGGCAUAGCAAAUAACAAGUAUAAACAUGUUUCGUUUCUGCUUGUUGCCUCUGUUACUGUUUACAUACUAUUGCUUCUUUGGCUUUUUUUUUGCGGUAAGAAUAAGACUUUAUAUGGUAAAUCCCAUGAUUUAAUGACAUCAAUGCAGAGUUCCACUCAAUGAUUGCUGUUUGGAUCUUUGAAGGUCAAUGAGUUUGAAAAUGUUGUUGCCCUUUUACUUGUAAAAUCCAUCCUCAUCUUUCUCACUAGUUAUUUUCCUGUCUUUUUCUACUACAGUGAGGUUUCUCUGGCUUUUGCAUGGCAACGGGGACCCUUCCAACCACCUGCCAGCAUUGCUUUGUGAAACCAAGCCCAAGAUGGCAUUUGAGAGACAUCAGUCCCACACACAGACACACAUACACUCCAGUCCAGGUUGACAGAUGGUGGAUCAGGUGCCAGAGGAGUCUGGCAUUCCCUAAUCCUGGGCUAAAGGGUCACACUGUAGUGCCCCCACCCACUGACCUGGGUAUGAUGAACUGAUUCACAAUAGAUGGAGGUAGCUCAGACAUUCACAGAGUGAGAAAGCACUGAAAGAGGUCAUUCGAACCAUCAACGUCAUGCUAGCUCUCUGAGAGAUCUAUCCAAUUAGUCCCUCUCUGCCUUUCCCCAUCCCAUCCAAAAUGUUGCCUGUUCAAGUAUUUAUCCAAUUCCUUUAAAAAGUUAUUAUUUAAUUCCCUUCCACCGCCCUUUCAGACAGCGCACUCCAGAUCAUAACAAAUCCAGGCAUGAAGGAAAAUCUCCUCAUCUCCUUUCUGACUCUUUUAUCAAUUACCUUAAAUCUGUGACCCCUGGUUACCAAGCCUCCUCCUAGUGGAAACAGUUUCUCCCCAGCCUCUGUCUUGACCUUCAUGAUUUGAGCACCACAAUAAACCUUCCCUUGCUCUUCUCUGCUCUAAAGAGAACAAUUCCAGCUUCUCCAGUCUCUCCAGGUAACACACGUCCCUCAUUCCUGAUGCCAUUCUAGUCAAUCUGCACCUUCUCUAAGGCUUUGAUCCCUUUCUUUCAAGUGUGGUGCCCAGGAUUCGACACAACACUCCAGCUGAGACCUAACCAGUGAUUUCUAUCAGUUUAAAUGAUACCUUCACUACUAUGGUUUCUGCCCUGGACAGUUUAUGAGAAAAUUACAUAUAAAAUGUAAAUGUCAAUAGUUCCCUAACUGCUUUUAGUAGAUGAAUAGAUCCUGUAGUUAUAUUCCCAAACCACAAACUAGAAGGGUCCAGUAUAGAAAAAUGAAACAAUCACAGGAUUGUUACAGCAUAGAGGAGGCCAUUCGGCCUGUUGUGUCUACACUGGCUCCCUGUAGGAGCAAUUUACCUAGUGCCACUCCCCUGCCUUCUCGUUGUAAGCCUGCACAUUUUUCCU